Molecule: messenger RNA, 2641 nt
Organism: Neomonachus schauinslandi (Hawaiian monk seal)
Lineage: Eukaryota; Metazoa; Chordata; Mammalia; Carnivora; Phocidae
Gene: KIF3C
Product: kinesin family member 3C
Exons: 8
Coding region: 220-2592 (790 amino acids)
Biological process (GO): mitotic spindle assembly; microtubule-based movement
Cellular component (GO): spindle microtubule; nucleus
Molecular function (GO): ATP binding; plus-end-directed microtubule motor activity; microtubule binding
Source: RefSeq, a predicted model, not a curated record
UGCCCGGCCGGUGCAGCGAGGACCCGAGAGCGGUGGAGGCCCGGACUGCAGCGGCGGCGGCGGGGCCACCUCCCAGCAUCCCCACCCUAGGAGGCUGCUUGCGGAUUGAAGAGCGGCGCCUGGGGGCUGGGCUGGCCCCGCUGAUCCGGACCUAGGGAGGACAGCAGGACCGCCCAGGCUGCGGAGGGGCCCGGGGGGCAGGAAGGACAGAGCAGCAAGAUGGCCAGUAAAACCAAGGCCAGCGAGGCCCUGAAGGUGGUGGCCCGGUGCCGCCCCCUCAGCCGGAAGGAGGAGGCUGCUGGUCACGAGCAGAUCCUGACCAUGGACGUGAAACUGGGCCAGGUGACCCUGCGGAACCCCCGCGCUGCCCCAGGAGAGCUGCCCAAGUCCUUCACCUUUGAUGCUGUGUAUGAUGCCAGCUCCAAGCAGGCGGACUUAUAUGAUGAAACCGUGAGGCCCCUGGUAGACUCGGUGCUUCAGGGUUUCAAUGGCACGGUGUUUGCCUAUGGCCAGACGGGCACCGGCAAGACCUACACCAUGCAGGGGACCUGGGUGGAGCCCGAGCUGCGCGGGGUCAUCCCCAAUGCCUUUGAGCAUAUCUUCACCCACAUCUCUCGCUCCCAGAACCAGCAGUACCUGGUCCGGGCAUCCUACCUGGAGAUCUACCAGGAGGAGAUCCGGGACCUGCUCUCCAAGGAGCCUGGCAAGAGGCUAGAACUGAAGGAGAACCCGGAGACCGGUGUCUACAUCAAGGACCUCUCCUCCUUCGUCACCAAGAAUGUCAAGGAGAUCGAGCACGUGAUGAACCUGGGGAACCAGACCCGGGCGGUGGGCAGCACACACAUGAAUGAGGUCAGCUCCCGCUCCCAUGCCAUCUUCGUCAUCACCGUGGAGUGCAGCGAGCGGGGCUCAGAUGGCCAGGACCACAUCCGUGUGGGCAAGCUCAACCUGGUGGAUCUGGCCGGCAGUGAGAGGCAGAACAAGGCCGGCCCCAACUCCGCCGGAGGGGCGGGCACACAGCCCGCGAGUAGUGGCGGCGGUGGAGGUGGUGGUGGAGGUGGAGAGAGGCCUAAGGAAGCCUCCAAAAUCAACCUCUCACUGUCUGCCCUGGGCAACGUGAUCGCUGCUCUGGCGGGCAACAGGAGCACCCACAUCCCCUACCGGGACUCCAAGCUGACCCGGCUGCUCCAAGACUCUCUGGGGGGGAACGCCAAGACCAUCAUGGUGGCCACUCUGGGCCCGGCUUCUCACAGCUACGACGAGAGCCUCUCCACCCUGCGCUUUGCCAACAGGGCCAAGAACAUCAAGAACAAGCCCAGGGUGAACGAGGACCCCAAGGACACGCUGCUGCGGGAGUUCCAGGAGGAGAUCGCCCGCCUGAAGGCCCAGCUGGAGAAGAAGGGGAUGCUGGGAAAGCGGCUCCGGAGGAAGAGCAGCCGCAGGAAGAAGGCUGUGUCGGCCCCCGCUGGGUACCCUGAGGGGCCGUUGAUCGAGGCCUGGGUGGCUGAAGAGGAGGAUGACAACAACAACAACCACCGCCCGCCCCAGCCCAUCCUGGAGUCAGCCUUGGAUAAGAACAUGGAGAAUUACCUGCAGGAGCAGAAGGAGCGCCUGGAGGAGGAGAAGGCGGCCAUCCAGGAUGACCGCAGCCUGGUGAGCGAGGAGAAGCAGAAGCUGCUGGAGGAAAAGGAGAAGAUGCUAGAAGAUCUAAGGCGGGAGCAGCAGGCCACAGAGCUGCUCGCGGCCAAGUACAAGGCCAUGGAGAGCAAGCUGCUCAUCGGGGGCAGGAACAUCAUGGAUCACACCAAUGAGCAGCAGAAGAUGCUGGAACUGAAGAGGCAGGAGAUUGCGGAGCAGAAACGCCGUGAGCGGGAAAUGCAGCAGGAGAUGAUGCUCCGUGACGAGGAGACCAUGGAGCUCCGGGGCACCUACACGUCCCUGCAGCAGGAGGUGGAGGUCAAAACCAAGAAACUCAAGAAGCUCUACGCCAAGCUGCAGGCGGUGAAGGCAGAGAUCCAGGACCAGCAUGAUGAGUACAUCCGCGUGCGGCAGGACCUGGAGGAGGCGCAGAAUGAGCAGACCCGGGAGCUCAAGCUCAAGUACCUAAUCAUCGAGAACUUCAUCCCCCCUGAGGAGAAGAACAAGAUCAUGAACCGGCUUUUCCUGGACUGUGAGGAGGAGCAGUGGAAGUUCCAGCCACUUGUGCCUGCCGGAGCCAAUAACAGCCAAAUGAAGAAGCGGCCAACGUCUGCCGUGGGCUACAAGAGGCCCAUCAGCCAGUAUGCUCGGGUUGCUAUGGCAAUGGGGUCCCACCCCAGGUACAGGGCUGAAAACAUCAUGUUUCUGGAGUUGGAUGUGUCCCCUCCAGCUGUCUUUGAGAUGGAGUUCUCUCAUGACCAAGAACAAGACCCCCGUGCGCUACACAUGGAGAGGCUCAUGCGCUUGGACAGCUUUCUGGAAAGACCUUCCACAUCUAAAGUUCGAAAGUCCAGGUCCUGGUGCCAGAGUCCUCAGCGGCCUCCACCCUCUACCACACAGGCCUCACUGGCCUCCGCUGCCCAGCGCCCCACAACAGUGCUAGACCAUGAGUGACAGCCUUCAGUCAGGCUGCCCUUCCAAGAGCCUCCUGGGAUGGGGAGCC